AUGCAGGAAUACUUGCUUGAAUUAGAUGUGUCUGCACUUACCUCAGCCAGCUCUCUCCCAGGCUUCAUCCCAUUGUAUGUUGGCAUGCCUGUGAUUCUUUGUUCACGCAACCUCUCGACAGAUCUUGGUAUCGUGAAUGGUUCCCAAGGAACAGUCUAUAAGCUAUAUACAAUGGUGUGUCCAAGUGGCUUCACAUGUUGUACUUGUGCUCUUGUCUAUUUUCCUGUCAGUUGA
Suillus bovinus is the source of this 234-nucleotide messenger RNA. RefSeq lists its product as uncharacterized. The transcript has a single exon. The coding region runs from base 1 to 234 and encodes 77 amino acids. The record is from RefSeq and is a predicted model, not a curated record. Lineage: Eukaryota; Fungi; Basidiomycota; Agaricomycetes; Boletales; Suillaceae.